Messenger RNA from Aphis gossypii (cotton aphid), 938 nucleotides. RefSeq lists its product as uncharacterized. Bases 381 to 839 code for a protein of 152 amino acids. The record is from RefSeq and is a predicted model, not a curated record. NCBI's taxonomy places the organism in Eukaryota, Metazoa, Arthropoda, Insecta, Hemiptera, Aphididae. The transcript is spliced from 4 exons.
AACGUCGGUUUACUACAGCCUGCUUGUUGCCGAUAAUAUAAUAUAAUUAAUAUUCUAAAUUCGAAAUAGUACAAUAUUAUUUUAAUAACCGUUGUUUGUGUCGUGGUCAUUUAAAUAUAUUUAUGAUGUAUCACCUAUGUUACCAGUUUUGUCCAAAAUUUUUUCACGUUAACUCGUUUUUGGGAAUACAAUGAUUUAGAUACUUAAUGGCUUGCACCUAUAUAAUACAUAAAUCAUUGUAUUAAUAUUUUUCCGUCGUUAAAAGAACCGUUCUUAAAUUAAUCUAUAUAAUAUUUAUAUAUACUAUUAAUAUAUUCAUUUUUUACCUGUAUACCUAUUUAAAAAAAAUAUUGUUAUUAACCUAUCAAGUGCCUAUUAAUAUGGAAUCGCCAUCAUCUGUGAUAUUGGAGACGAAUAAACGCUAUUUCGUUGAAGACAAAUUUCUCAUUGUAAACUGUUUUUAUGAUCAAAAGAGAAUUAGACCAUUCCUUAAAGAUUGGAUAGGACUAUACCCAUGUGAUAAUGUUAAACUAUAUGAACCAUUGAUAUUUGAAUACGUUAUGGACCACCCGAGGAUAGAUGGAAGUUGUUUUAAAAUUAAAUUUAUACCAAAACUCUUUGCCAAAUCUGUUCACUGUUCUGGUAAAUACCAGUUUGUCUACGUGGAUUCCUAUUCUAAGAUUAUUGCAACUAGUGAUCCAAUUGAAUUUGUGCAUAAAAAUGAUUGUAACUGUAAUAAUGCUCUUAGUCAAUCAAAUUGUAUGGUACACAUAACAAUAGGACAGAGUCCUUGCCGUCUUGCCAAUGGAGCCGUGUCGUAUUGUUGCAUAAAGAAAUAGACGCCGAUGAAAAAAAAAAUAUGUAAUGGCCGGCGCCAAAGAGGGAAAAAAACUUACAAAGUAAUGAAAACCAUUUCAAACACAGACCAACAAAUUCAA